UCUUUUGAUCUAUCUCAAUAUUGCGCAGAAACCAGACAGGUGGCUUGAUUCAUGGACGAAGUGAUAAGUAAUGGAUAUAGAUGAGCAUCACUGAUUGACAUGUAUUUGACUGGAUUUUAGCUUUUGGCCUCUCUUUCUCGUUUCGUUGGCAACAUAGGAUGGAUCUUGAACAAAGUUUAUUGAUUCUUAUGAAGUUUGAUUUGCCAGAUGGAUGCUUUCCCUUUCCAAAUUGUUUCUAGCGUUUGCAUAAAAAAAAAUGCUUCCAAGUAUUGUUUAUCUGUUUUAAGCAUCAAUUUAUAAGUCGUUUUCUUAAAUUUGUGAUAUUGUGAGCCUAGAGUCAUCUGGAUGACUUCGGUCUCUGCCAGUUGCCACUUGUGAAAGCCUUGGAAAGUUGGGAAUUUGAAAUUUUAUUAGCUCUUAGGAAGGGAGAUAGAUACAGGUUUGGGAAUGUGGAACACUUUUUGUAAUCUCAUCUCUUUAGCUAAUAGCAACUCGUGGUUCUCAAGGUAAUAUGACUGAAAGCUCAAGUUCGAGUUUGAAUAGCAGCUUCCAGGACACUGAGGAUGAUCAUACAAUUGCUAGAAUCUUGGCAGAGGAAGAAAACUCGAAGUUUGAUAACAAGCUUGGGAAGAGACUCUCUCAUCUGGAUUCCAUCCCUCAUACUCCUCGGGUUAAUGGAGAGAUACCAAACGUGAAUGAUGCAACCUUAGACCAUGAGCGGCUCUCAGAAAGACUGGUCACAUAUGGUUUAGCGGAGCUACAGAUGGAAGGUGAUGGGAAUUGCCAGUUUCGGGCAUUGGCAGAUCAGUUAUUUCGAAAUCCUGAUUACCACAAGCAUGUAAGAAGAGCAGUCAUCAAACAGUUAAAGAAAUUCAGAAAAAUAUAUGAAGGCUAUGUUCCAAUGAAGUACAAAAGCUACCUCAAGAAGAUGAAAAAAUCAGGGGAAUGGGGAGAUCAUGUUACUCUACAAGCAGCUGCAGACAGAUUUGCUGCAAAGAUCUGUUUAGUCACAUCUUUCCGAGACACCUGUUACAUUGAGAUCCUUCCCAAAGACAAUAAUCCCAACAAAGAACUUUGGCUUAGCUUUUGGUGUGAAGUGCAUUAUAAUUCGCUGUAUGCCAGUGGAGAUCUUCCCUCGAGAACGCCUAGACGAAAGCAUUGGCUUUUCUAGAUCUUCACUUCUGGUCAGUUGUCACCUUCCUUUCCUCAUGAUUUCUUGUGUAAGAAACCUUGGAAAGUAGCUUAACACAAGAAUAUGCCAUAUAGUUUUCUUCAAAACGAAAGGACUGUCUUCUUACCUUGAGGACAGAAAAGUGGCUCGCUCGCAGACUUGUGUAACAGAAUAUAUAAGCAUAGCAAUAUAGCAUUAGCAUGUAUUAUUCAUACACACAAACCAGAAAAAGAAAUAGGAAUUUUUAUAGAUUCCAGAUCCUCUUAAUUGUUUGGUAUAGUUUUGCAAGAACAUUAUCAUUGAAUUGUUCAUCACCCAUCACGUGCGCAUGUGUCUGUAUAUAUUGGAGUGAGUCGAAGCUUUGCUCCUGCUCAUUUUAUGUCAAUCUUCUUUCUUCUUUAGAAA
Momordica charantia (bitter melon) is the source of this 1576-nucleotide messenger RNA. NCBI's taxonomy places the organism in Eukaryota, Viridiplantae, Streptophyta, Magnoliopsida, Cucurbitales, Cucurbitaceae. The record is from RefSeq and is a predicted model, not a curated record.